Molecule: messenger RNA, 1951 nt
Organism: Cucurbita moschata (crookneck pumpkin)
Lineage: Eukaryota; Viridiplantae; Streptophyta; Magnoliopsida; Cucurbitales; Cucurbitaceae
Product: purple acid phosphatase 2-like
Exons: 8
Coding region: 276-1706 (476 amino acids)
Molecular function (GO): acid phosphatase activity; metal ion binding
Source: RefSeq, a predicted model, not a curated record
UCUCUUCCAAGAAGAUAUGGAGAAAAUUUGGAUUUUAAUCAAACUUCUGCAACUGUCACGUUGAAAUGGCAGCAAACUGAUUUCUAAAAUCUCUCCCACGCGACCACAUCCCUGGAUCAUCAUUUUCUCCAGUUUCUCUUUAAAUUUCUGUUCGUUAUCGAUUGAACCAAAUCACUCCCAUUCCUUCACGUGUGGUAAGAAUCAGACCACACGGAGAUUAAUUUCAUUUACAUAAAGGGAUUUGGAGAUUUGGUUUUGGAAUCCGGCCGAGAUCGAUGGGUAUUAGCAUGUUUCGUGCUGGAUUUUCUGUUCUUGUUAUUUUGGGUUUUGUAGUGUGCGAUUUGGGCGUUUGUAAUGGCGGAUUCACGAGCGGUUACGUUAGGAAUGACUAUGUGGCGUCGGAUAUGCCGCUCGAUAGCGAUGUGUUCAAGCCUCCUCCCGGUAGAAAUGCCGCACAACAGGUUCAUAUAACACAAGGGGAUCUUGAGGGAAAGAGUGUAAUUAUCUCAUGGGUUACACCGGAGAAACCUGGUUCAAACAGAGUGGUUUAUUGGGCUGAAAACAGUCCGAUUAGAAACAAAGCUGAAGGCUCUGUUGUUUCCUAUAAGUACUUCAACUAUACAUCUGGUUUCAUUCAUCACUGCACUAUUGAGAAUUUAGAGUACGACACGAAAUAUUUCUAUGUGAUCGGGUUCGGAAGUCUAACACGAAGGUUAUGGUUUGUUACCCCUCCUAAAAUUGGCCCUGAUGUGCCUUAUACUUUUGGUGUUAUAGGAGAUCUUGGCCAAACAUAUGAUUCCAAUAAAACACUUACACAUUAUGAAUCAAACCCAACAAAAGGACAGGCUAUGUUGUUCGUCGGGGACCUGUCGUAUGCAGACCGUUAUCCCUUCCAUGACAACACCAGGUGGGACACAUGGGGGAGGUUUGUAGAAAGAAGUGCAGCUUAUCAACCUUGGAUUUGGACUGCAGGGAAUCAUGAACUCGACUAUGCUCCUGACAUUGGUGAAACCGAACCAUUUAAGCCUUUUUUGCAUCGCUACCGUGUCCCAUAUAAUGCAUUGGAUGGCUCGUCUCCGCUUUGGUACUCCAUCAAGAGAGCUUCUGCUCAUAUAAUUGUCUUGUCCUCUUACUCAUCUUAUGUGAAAAGCAGCCCCCAAUACAAAUGGCUGCAGAGCGAGCUGCUAAGGGUAAACAGGGACCAGACUCCGUGGCUCAUAGUUCUUAUGCAUACUCCAAUGUACAGCAGUUAUGUUCACCAUUACAUGGAGGGAGAAAGCAUGAGAGUGGUCUUCGAGCCAUGGUUCGUGAACUAUAAAGUUGAUGUUGUCUUCGCGGGUCACGUUCAUGCCUACGAACGAUCUGAACGAGUAUCAAAUAUAGCAUACAACAUUGUAAAUGGGUUAUGUUCCCCAAUGCGUAACCAAGAUGCUCCAGUUUACAUAACCAUUGGAGAUGGAGGAAACUCAGAAGGAUUAGUAACAGAGAUGACAGAACCACAGCCAAGAUACUCAGCUUACCGUGAAGCCAGCUUCGGCCAUGCCACACUGGACAUAAAGAACAGAACUCAUGCCUACUUCGCUUGGCAUCGCAACCAAGAUGAAUAUUCUGUGGAAGCUGAUGCCCUAUGGCUGCACAAUCGUCAAUGGAUAGCUUCAAAAUUGGCAAAAUCUGCUCCGGUGAGUCACCUUUCAUCAGCUGCCUGAAUCAUCUCUUCUUCUUCAACCCAUCACAGAGCUUUUUCCAUGGCUUAAUGUGCAGAAGAGAAGAGAAAAAAUAAAAAUAAAAAACCCUUAGAAUUGAGCUUUUUCCAUGGCUUAAUCUGUUUUGUUUAUUAUAACUUUCUUUGAAUGUGUGUUUUAUAGUCCAUUUGGCAUGUUCUUCUUUUGUCUCCAUCUUAUUUGGAAGAUUGGAAGUAUAAACAAAAAUAAUUUCAUAUAGCUUUCAAUCC